AUGCCUGGCCUGACGCCCCCUCCUGCCGGCAGGGCGGCCCCGCGUGUGCUGUUCGGAGAGUGGCUUCUGAGUGCGGUCAACAGCGGCCGCUACGAGGGGCUGCGGUGGCUGGACGCUGCCCGCACACGCUUCCGUGUGCCCUGGAAACACUUCGGACGGAAGGACCUGGACGAGGCUGAUGCGCGCAUCUUCAAGGCGUGGGCGGUGGCCCGAGGCAGGUGGCCGCCCAGCCACCACGGGACUGUUCAGCCGCCCCCCGAGGCCCCAGAGCGCGCCGGAUGGAAAACCAAUUUCCGCUGCGCCCUGCGCAGCACGCAGCUGUUCCAGAUGCUUCAGGAUAACUCGGGGGACCCCACAGACCCGCACAAGGUGUAUGGGAUCAGCCCUGCCCCUGGACGGGGAGGUCCAGGCAGCACCAGGAAGGAAGAGGCCUCAGUAGAUGGCUGGCUUGUGAGGGGCUCGCCCUCGGGGCCACUCCUGGGAGGUGGAGAGAGGCUGGAGCCCGUGCUGGACUGGGCUGGGGCAGCAGGGCAGGAUUCUGAGCCCUGCACUCCGAGCCCUUUUCCCAUCCUUGCUGAUGGGACCAGAGAUCUCUUGCUCCAAGCUGUGCAACAGAGCCACCUCGAGGACCAGCUGCUGGAAGUGCCAUGGACUGUGGACCCAGCCCCUCAACAAGCUCCGGGCCCAACAGUCGCCCUCGGGGAGCUGGCCGCACAGUGGGCAGCGGAGGCGGUGCCCAGUGGUCCUGCCCUGCCCCAAGCAAUGACAGAUGCCGGCCCAAACCCCGCCCUGGAGCCGACGAAGGAGGUGUGGUCACAAGCCACGCCCUCUCCCUGCUCCUGGGUCCGGCCAACAGAGCCUAGUCUGGUGGACUUGGAGGUGACCAUCAUGUAUAAAGGCCAACCGGUGCUGCAGGAGACGGUGGGCCCGAGCUGCGUGAUUCUGUACGGCGCACCCGGCCCCACUGCCAAGGCCGCAGCAGGGCGAAUGGUGACAUUCCCCAGCCCCGAGCAGCUCUCUGACCAGAAGCAGCUGCACUACACCGAGACGCUGCUGCAGCACGUGGCCCCGGGGCUGCGCCUGGAGCUGCGCGGCCAGUGCCUGUGGGCCCUGCGACUGGGCAAGUGCCACGUGUACUGGGAGGUGAGCAGGCCGGGGAGCAGCUCCUCGGGCUCCAGCCUGCUGCCGCGGAACACCGAAACCUGCAUCUUCGACUUCGGAGUCUUCUUCAGGGAGUUGAUGGACUUCCGCGAGCGACGACGCCCCAGCUCCCCCCAAUACACCAUCUACCUGGGCUUUGGACAGGACCUGUCCGCUGGGAGGCCCAAGGAGAAAUGUCUGAUCCUGGUGAAGCUAGAGCCCUGGCUCUGCAGAAUGUACCACGAGGGCGUGCAGCGUGAGGGUGCGUCCUCCCUGGACAGCAGCAGCCUUGGCCUCUGCCUGUCCAGCUUCAACAGCCUGUAUGAAGACAUCGACCGCUUCCUCAUGGAGCUAGGACAGCCCGCCUAG
Messenger RNA from Elephantulus edwardii (Cape elephant shrew), 1509 nucleotides. RefSeq names its product interferon regulatory factor 7 (gene IRF7). Bases 1 to 1509 code for a protein of 502 amino acids. Gene Ontology annotation, molecular function: DNA-binding transcription factor activity, RNA polymerase II-specific; protein binding; RNA polymerase II cis-regulatory region sequence-specific DNA binding. The record is from RefSeq and is a predicted model, not a curated record. Gene Ontology annotation, biological process: regulation of transcription by RNA polymerase II; immune system process. NCBI's taxonomy places the organism in Eukaryota, Metazoa, Chordata, Mammalia, Macroscelidea, Macroscelididae. Gene Ontology annotation, cellular component: nucleus. The transcript has 9 exons.